Molecule: messenger RNA, 768 nt
Organism: Cyprinus carpio (common carp)
Lineage: Eukaryota; Metazoa; Chordata; Actinopteri; Cypriniformes; Cyprinidae
Product: vitelline membrane outer layer protein 1-like
Exons: 3
Source: RefSeq, a predicted model, not a curated record
UCAGCGUCAUAUUACAACUUUGCCUCAGUUUCGUCUGAUGUAGGCAGCUGGGGUCGUUGGACAGAUAUCAAAUGGUGUCCUUCUGGAUUCUUGACUGCUUUUCAGCUGAAAGUUGAAGUGCCUCAAGGAAAGGGUGAUGACACGGCCGCAAACAACAUCUUGUUCAGAUGCAGUCAAGGGUCUCUGCUGACGGGUGACGGCACACGCUGGGGCACCUGGGGCGGCUGGAGCCAAACAUGUCAGGGAAAAGGAAUUUGUGGUAUCAAGACGCGGAUAGAAAAGCCACAAGGAAUCGGAGACGACACCGCUCUCAAUGACGCGAGCAUGUUCUGCUGCAAUUAAGAUGAUGAGAUCGCAAUCAAACACUCAGAUCGCAGAGCUGUUUGGAAGAUCUCAGUGUAUUAGUGCUGGCUUAUCUGAGUUUGUCUUUUCUUUCCGGUGUUAGAGAACAACAGCAAGAAGAUCAGAUGGAACAUAAUAAUUUAUCAGCAUACUGUUCUGAACUCACAUACUGUACAACAUCUAGUCAUUAUCACAAAAUAAAGCCUGACAUGUGUUCAGGAUUUUAACACAAAGCAGAGGUCAACUGUACAUCAUCUCAUUUAUUACAUGGCAAUGCAAAGUGUGUUUUAUCAGUUCAUGCAUUUCAAAUCCACAAUCUCCAUACUGUACAUUAACUGUAAAGCUGUCAACCCAGUUACAUGUCAUUUUUCUGAGGGCAUAAUUAUAUCCUAACAUCUAUUAAAAUAUAUGUUUAGCAUGAAAUGA